This is a messenger RNA of Chaetomium strumarium, 1532 nucleotides long. RefSeq names its product RmlC-like cupin domain-containing protein. The record is from RefSeq and is a predicted model, not a curated record. Gene Ontology annotation, cellular component: cytosol. Bases 35 to 1345 code for a protein of 436 amino acids. Gene Ontology annotation, biological process: carbohydrate metabolic process; GDP-mannose biosynthetic process. The transcript has a single exon. Lineage: Eukaryota; Fungi; Ascomycota; Sordariomycetes; Sordariales; Chaetomiaceae. Gene Ontology annotation, molecular function: mannose-6-phosphate isomerase activity; zinc ion binding.
CGGUUUGUUUACAACUGAUUUAAGAAGCCCUGGGAUGAGACUGACCCAAGUUGGCUACCUGCUCAGGUUCCAUUGCGAAGCAAACAACCUUCUGCUAGAACACCGAUAUCCGCACCUCGUCCUCGUCGCCAUGACUACUGACCGUGUUUUCCAGCUUGUGGGCAGCUGCAACAACUAUCCCUGGGGGAAGCAGGGACAAGAAUCGCUCGCCGCGCAGUUGUGCAGGAAGACCGACAAGAAGUUCCAGAUCAAAGACGAUGAGCUCUACUCGGAAAUGUGGUUUGGGGACUACCCUGACUACCCAGCCCGCGUGUUGGAAACAGGCGAACUCCUGAAGGAUGUGCUCGAUAAGAACAAGGAGAAGCUCCUCGGCAAGAAGGUCAUCAAGCGCCUUGACGGUCAACUCCCUUUCCUCCCCAAGAUCCUCUCCAUCGCAAAGGCUCUGCCACUGCAACUCCACCCCAACAAGGAGCUGGCCGCCAAGUUGCACGCGAAAGACCCCGAGAACUUCACCGACCCGAACCACAAACCCGAAAUCGCCGUGGCGCUCUCCAAGUUCGAAGUCUUCGCCGGGUGGAAGCCCCUGUCCGAAAUCGAGCCCCUGUUCCGACUGCCCGCUCUCCGCCCCUUCGUCCCAGGGGACACGACCCAAUGGGCCGACCAGACGCUCCGCGAGGUCACCCGCAAGCUCCUCUCCGCCGAUGAAAGCACCGUCAAACAGACCGAAGCCGCCCUGCUCUCCACCUCCAGAUCGGAGCUCGGCGACGCAGCUUACAUCCUCGACCUGCUCCCGCGUCUCCAGAAGCAGUACGGUCCAGAAGACCCGGGCUCGCUGGUGGCGCUCACGUGCAUGAACUUCAUGGUCCUCGAAGCGGGCGACGCGCUGUACAUACCGGCCGACGGCAUCCACGCCUACCUGAGCGGCGACAUCGUCGAGUGCAUGGCGCGCAGCAACAACGUGCUGAAUUCCGGGUUCUGCCCGCCUGGCGACAGGAACAACAUCGAUAUGUUCACGGACACGCUCACGUUCAAGGCGCAUUCCAAGGCGGAUAUGCUGUUGCCGAGCAGGGAGACGCCGAAGAGUAGGACGGGAAAGACCAGGGUGUAUAGGCCGCCCAUGAGCGAAUUUGAUAUGCUACGGGCGGAGUUGGGCCCCGGUGAAGAGGAUGAGAUCGCGGAGAGUGAGGGCCCCGGGGUGAUGAUCGUUGUGAGGGGAAGCGGAAGAAUGGAGGCGGAUGGGGAGAGGUUUGAGUUGGCCGAGGGCGCGAUUUGGUUUGUCGCGCCUGGGGUGAAAGUGAGCUGGAUGACGGAUUCAGGGAUGGAGAUUUACAUGGCAGUGGUGUAAGGACAGCGAGGCUGUUAAGAGACAAUGAUGGUACAUGACGGCGUUAGUGCUGCAGGCUUGGUCUCAAUUGAAGCUUCAAGUUGUAGUUACCUCUUCAUGAUCGCAGUGUUCGUUUUGGACGCGAGGGCCACUCCCACCCAAAGCGGGCUUACGUGAUGUCAUCGUCUUGGCUGUAGGACUGUGAUAG